Molecule: messenger RNA, 1647 nt
Organism: Spinacia oleracea (spinach)
Lineage: Eukaryota; Viridiplantae; Streptophyta; Magnoliopsida; Caryophyllales; Amaranthaceae
Exons: 2
Coding region: 1-1647 (548 amino acids)
Source: RefSeq, a predicted model, not a curated record
AUGGGGGCCUUAUAUGUUAAUAUGUUCAAUGGUUGGUGUUUCACUACCAACAGUAGCAGCUGUAAGGGAGGGAGAAUUGUGUUAGCAUGGAAUCCAAAUGCUUUCACUCUUAGUGUUCUGAAAGUUACCAGUCAAUUGAUUCAUUGUUUGGUUUGUCCAAAAAGUGGGAAAGUGGAUUUUUGCUGUACUUUUGUCUAUGCUUUUAAUCAGAGCAAGGAAAGAGAGGAUCUAUGGAGGGAUCUGUGUGGCUUGGGUAUUGGUGUGCACAAGCCUUGGAUAGUUCUGGGUGAUUUUAAUUGUGUUCUAAAUAUAGAUGAAAGGGUGGGAGCUCCUGUGAGGCAUCAUUCAAUGGUUGCCUUUAGGAAUUGUGUAGAUAUAUGUGGCCUAGAAGAUGUUAAAGCUGCUGGACACUUCUACACUUGGAGUAAUAAACAAGCAGGGGAGGCUAGGGUGUUUUCUAAAAUUGAUAGGGUUAUGGCUAAUGACUUGUGGUUUCAGAAUUAUCCUAAUGCUGAAGCUGGUUUUUUGUCUGAAGGAGAAUAUGAUCAUUGUCCUAUUGUGCUUGUUGUGUACCCCUGUGAUAACAUUGUAAAGAAGCCUUUUAGGUACUUUGCCAUGUGGAAGUAUGCUGAAGGCUAUACUGAUCUGGUUAAGGUGAAUUGGUCAAAGGGUGUGGUUGGUACUCUGAUGUAUCAGGUGGUUCAGAAGCUAAAAAGAAUGAAAGGGGUUUUUAAAGAGCUGAAUAGAACAGGUUUCAAUGAUAUCCAUGCUGCUGACAUAAAAGCUAAGCAAGAUUUGGAUUUGUGUCAGAAGAAUCUUCACCUGGCACCUGGUGAUAGUGAGCUUGCUGAUAGAGAAGUUGAAGCUGCUAAGAGGUAUAAAUUGAUGCAUGCUGCUUAUAUUUCUUUCCUGAAACAGAAAGCAAAAGAAGCCUGGGCAAAGGAUGGAGAUGAAAACAGCUCUCUCUUCCAUAAAAGCAUUAGAGCUCGGAUUAUUCAUAACACAGUGCAUGCUAUCCAUGAUAUGCAUGGUAAGUGGGUGUGUGAUCCAACAUCUGUGUCUGCUGCUUUUCUGGAGUAUUACCAGAAUCUCUUGGGCAAAGCUUCUAGUAGAAGUCAUGUUAUGAUUGAUAUUGUGCAUGCUGGUCCAACACUUGAACAACUGCAGAAAGACCAAUUAUUAGCCCCUGUCACUAAUGAGGAAGUCAAGUAUGCUAUGUUCUCUAUUAAUGGUGACAAAGCCCCUGGCCCAGAUGGGUUUGGGAGCCAUUUUUUCAGAGAAAACUGGAACAUAGUUGGGGAGGAUGUAACAAAGGCUGUUCUGGACUUUUUCCACACUGGAAAACUGUUAGCUGAGAAUCAAGGGGCCUUUGUGCAUGGUAGAUUUAUCAUGCAUAACAUAAUGAUGUGUCAAGAAAUUGUCAGACAAUAUGGAAGGAAGAAUGCAUCACCUGGUUGCUUGAUCAAAUUAGAUAUGCAGAAAGCUUAUGACACAAUUGAGUGGGAUUUCUUGGAAGAGAUGCUGCUUGCUUUGGGAUUUCCAGCUCAGUUUGUUAAUUGGAUCAUGGUUUGUGUUACAACUCCCAAAUUCUCAAUCAUGCUAAAUGGCGAUCAGCCCAAGGAUAUUUUGCUUCCAGCAGGGGGUUAA